Molecule: messenger RNA, 3426 nt
Organism: Bufo bufo (common toad)
Lineage: Eukaryota; Metazoa; Chordata; Amphibia; Anura; Bufonidae
Gene: KLHL22
Product: kelch like family member 22
Exons: 9
Coding region: 348-2267 (639 amino acids)
Biological process (GO): proteasome-mediated ubiquitin-dependent protein catabolic process; protein monoubiquitination; cell division
Cellular component (GO): polar microtubule; Cul3-RING ubiquitin ligase complex; mitotic spindle
Molecular function (GO): protein binding
Source: RefSeq, a predicted model, not a curated record
UGAGCCCUGGUCACGUGACGAGCCCCGGUAGUUUACAGGCAGUGUGGGCGGGGCUGUGUGGAGAGCUCAGCCUCCCAUGGCAGUGACACAUGAUUAGUGCCCUAGCCUGCCUGUGAGCAGGAAGUGGCAGUGCCAGCCUUCAGCACCCAGGGCCAGCGUUAUAUUUAGUAAGGAAAUCACUUGUUGCCUAGAAAUGCUCCCCUCCCUUAUCAGGCUGUGAUGUACUUGGCACCAGAUCAUUUCCCUCCUCCGGAUACAUCUAAGGUCAGAGAACUGAUUUCAUCUUUUUCAUAUGGAUGAGAUACUGACAGAAGUUCCAGUUUUGGGUUUGGAAUAUUUCUGCAAAAAUGGCAGAGGACCAUGAAGAUGUGAAACCUAACCAUGUGCCCAAAAAGCAGCUAAUUCCACAAAACACUAUAUAUAGGAGUACACAGCACUCAGAAACUCUUCUGAAUGGUCUUGUUGGGCUCCGUGAAGGAGGUAUAUUAUUUGAUGUGGUCCUCAAGCUUGAAGGAAGAUGUGUGGAAGCUCAUCGGAUCCUCUUGGCUGCAUCUUGUGAUUAUUUCAGGGGAAUGUUUGCAGGAGGCUUAAGAGAAAUGGAUCAGCAUGAAGUGCAGAUCCAUGGCAUCACUUAUAACGCCAUGUGUAAGAUUCUGGAUUUUAUCUACACCUCUGAACUGGAACUUGGCACUAACAAUGUGCAGGAGAUACUUGCAGCAGCUUGCCAGCUUCAGAUAUCUGAAGUUAUCAGCUUCUGCUGUGACUUUCUUAUUUCCUGGGUGGAUGAGGAAAAUGUUGUGGAGAUGUACAAGCUAGCUGAGCUGUUCCACCUGCACCAACUUAGCGAAGAGUUGGAUACCUUUGUGCUUAGAAAUUUUAUUACAUUUUCGCGUACUCCAAUAUACAGACAGCUCCCACUGGAGAAAGUGUACUCUCUGCUAAGCAGUAACCGCCUAGAGGUAGGUUCUGAAAAUGAGGUUUAUGAGGGGGCUUUGCUGUAUCAUUACACUGCAGAGCAAGUGGAAACAGACCAGGUGAGCUUGUCUGAGUCUCCGAAGUUAUUAGAAACUGUUCGCUUUCCCUUGAUGGAGUUCCCAGUGCUACAAAGGUUACACGACAAGUUGGGAGGAUGUCCUCUGAAGCAGACAGUAUCCAGUGCUUUGGAAUAUCACAAGAAUGAAAUCAUGCAGCCAGUCCUACAGGGGCCCCACACACAACUGCGUUCCGAGUUCAACUGUGUGGUGGGCUUCGGAGGCAUGUAUUCUACCCCCUUUACUGUGCUCAGCGAUCAAGCCAAAUAUUUGAAUUCUUUGAUCGGGGAUUGGAGACCACUAACUGCCCCUCAGGCACCGCGCAUGUCUAACCAAGGCAUUGCUGUAUUCAAUAACUUUGUCUACUUGGUUGGGGGAGACAACAACGUGAGAGGCUACCGUGCAGAAGCGCGAUGCUGGAGAUAUGACCCCCGGCAUAACCGCUGGUUCCAGAUCCGGUCUAUGCAGCAGCCUCGGGCUGACCUAUCUGUCUGCGUUUUGGGGAAAUAUAUAUAUGCAGUUGCAGGGAGAGAUUACCACGAUGAGCUUAAGGAGGUGGAAAGGUAUGAUCCAUACACCAACACAUGGGAAUACGUGGCAUCACUUCAGAAACAGGUGCACGCUCAUGCCAGCACUGCUGUGGAUGGUAAAAUGUACAUCGCUUGUGGCCGGAGGCAGAACACAUAUUUAAAAGAAACCUGCUGUUAUGACCCAGAGAGGAAUCAAUGGACACGUGUUGCUCAGGGGCCAGUAAGACGGGCUUGGCAUGGUAUGGUGGCACUUCUGGAUAAACUUUAUGUCAUCGGAGGAAGUAAUGAUGAUGAGGGCUUUCGGCAGGAUAUAUUGGAGGUGGCCUGUUAUUGUCCAAAGACUGACCAUUGGUCAUUGGUGACUCCAGUUCCAGCAGGUCAUGGAGAGCCUGGGAUUGCUGUUCUUGAAAAUAAAAUCUACGUCUUAGGAGGAAGGUCACAUAACCAAGGAGAUCGUAUGGAUUACGUACACGUAUAUGAUGCAGAAAAAGACUUAUGGGAGGAAGGACCUCAACUAGAGGACGACGUUUCAGGCAUGGCUGCCUGUGUUGUGACUCUUCCCAGAUCUGUUCUGGUUGAUGCAGAUGUCUGGACACAGGAGGUGUACAUGCAUUGUAUGGAGAGAGCACAGCACCCAGCUGACAAUAUAUCUGAAGGGAUCAGUGGUUCAGACUGGGAAGACUUGGAUAAUUCUGGAGAAGAUUGACUUCUGUCUUUUGAGCAUUUAAAAAUGAUUGACUUUAAAAGUUUUUCUGACAAUUUGUCACCUCCAACUAUGUACUUAUGUGAUUUUUUUUAAAAUCCUUUGCUCAGCAGGUAAUUUUUACUGCACAAAGAACUAAGCAAUGUGUCUCUUUUUCAAGUUACACGUACAGUGCCAUUUUUCCCCAGACAGGUCUUCUGAUUGUCCUCUGCAUGGAGUGGUGCUGUUCACAUGUUCACCUUCCAAACUCCUUUGUGGAUUUGUCGCAUUUUCUCGCCUAGAGUUUUGAAAGCACUUAGUUUUGCACAAUGUACAACACAAUGCCAAAUGUUAAAGACAUGCAGUCUUAAAGGGGUAUUCUCAUCUCAUACAUUGAUGGCAUAUUGCUGGGAUAUGCCAUCAAUGUCAGAUCAGUGCAGCUCUCACCUCUGGGACCUCCUCCUAUCUCCAGAAUGGGGCCCCCCGAACUGUGCUCAGCAUGUUCUCCAUUCACUGGUAAGGGAGUUCCGAAAAGCAUGCUUGGCUAUUUUCAGGCAUUCUAUAACGGAGAAUGGAGAGUGCACACCGCAGCCACCUCUCCACCUAUCUGACAUUGAUUGCAUAUCCUAGCGAUAUGCCAUCAGUGUCUGAGAUAGGAAUACCCCUUUAAGAUAACAUGUCAGCUCUCCUCGUGUCUAUUUUAGUAAAUUGUAUUCCCAUGAAUUAAUUCUGGGGCACAUUUUAUUAAUGUGUAAUAAAGACUGUGUAGGGACACACCUGUUUAAGAAGGAGAAUGGUAAUGCCUAGUUGUUAAAUGAGUAAUACAUUUCUAGGGGGAAUAACAGAGGACCAGCACAACACAGUGUCCUCUAAGGUUGUUAUUUCAUGGGGGGAAGGGUUUACAAGUAUUUACUGAAACAGACCUUUAGGGAAAAGUUUUAUUACUUUAAUAUUUUUGAGUGCCUAAGAUGCUAAAAAAAUUAUUGUAUAAUUUUUUAUGUUUUUUUUUGUUUUGUGAGCACAUGAAUGUUCCCUCCUAUAACAAAUUGAAGGUGCAUAUUACAUUUAUUUGCUUUUUUAUGUUUAGCAAACCUGUUGCCAUCUUGGCAUUACCCCCAUGGCAAUUGUGACCAAUAUUGGUGCUUGAAGGCUUUAUGAAUAAAUAUUCUUUGUCCACUGGGCA